Messenger RNA from Penicillium malachiteum, 1725 nucleotides. RefSeq lists its product as uncharacterized. Gene Ontology annotation, biological process: regulation of DNA-templated transcription; DNA-templated transcription. The record is from RefSeq and is a predicted model, not a curated record. Lineage: Eukaryota; Fungi; Ascomycota; Eurotiomycetes; Eurotiales; Aspergillaceae. Gene Ontology annotation, molecular function: zinc ion binding; DNA binding; DNA-binding transcription factor activity, RNA polymerase II-specific. The transcript is spliced from 3 exons. The coding region runs from base 1 to 1725 and encodes 574 amino acids.
AUGCUUGGUCGCGUUGCCAUCCCUCGUCUGCCAGACCAGUCUCCAUUAAAAAAGCCAAGUCGAGUUGCUCGUGCCUGCAAUGAAUGCCGAUCGCGUAAAGCCAAAUGUGAUGGACAUAGGCCAAAAUGUGGCCAGUGUGUCCGGGCAAAUACGGCAUCAUGUGUGUAUUCCGAGCCCAAAAGAGAUCGAGAAAAAGUCGAAUUGGAGUGGAUGAAGCAGAAGGUCGAUACAUACGAGAAACUGCUUUUGGAGAUAUCUCAACAGGUUGACACUCCUGUGGGAAAUAAGAUUAGUCAAGUUUUGCACUGGCAGCCUUCAACUGGGAGUCCUCAACCCAGGCCAGAUGAAAGGAGCUCCACCUAUGAAUUAUCGUCACCUUCUGUGAGAUCCUUGGAGACCUUUGAUGUUCUUGAUGAGGAUAUUAACCAAAGCAAAGAUAGCAGGGCUACAGGAUACCUUGGUAAAACGUCGGAGGUUUCUUGGAUGCGCAGUCUAGAGCAAGAAGUUCACGACAAUGAAAUGAGGAAUGAGAAAUUCCCAGAGUCCGCUUCAACAGCAUCGAUGAAUUAUCGCAUGGAGUCGUCCGAGUACCCAGGCUUAGAGACAGAUAAUAUUUACGCGCUACCAGCAAAGGGACCAGCAGAGCAAAUGCUGAGAUUUUUCAUGGAUAGCGCGCAGCCAUCUCUACCCGUCAUCCGUCAAGAUCUAUUCAUGGAUCAAUUCAACUCAUUCUACUUUGGAAAACCAAAGCACCCUGGUCGGAAGUGGUUGGCUUUAUUAAACGUCAUCUUCGCUAUUACGACGAGGCUAUUUCAACUGUCUGGCCAAGACGUGCGAUAUAAGGGUCACCAAUUCUUUUCUCGGGCGCAAACACUGAAUAUAUCGGAGAGCCUGGUGGAGGAUCAUGAAGAUUUGCAACAAGUGCAGCUCGAAGCGCUUGCGGCUUUCUAUCUAUUAGCUUCAUCGCACAUCAACAGAGCGUGGAAGAUGAUCGGCACAGCUGCUCGCUCCGGCAUCUCUUUGGGUCUACACUUACGAGUCGCGCAUAAAAAGUUGGAUACUCAAGCUAUUGAAGCUCGACACAAGCUUUGGUUGUCAAUUUUCAUACUGGAAAGCCGUCUUUCAGUAAUGACCGGGCGGACAUCCGUCUUAGGGAUUAGCGUCUUCUCUGUGCCUCCACCUCUUGCCUCAAGUGAGACAGAUCCUUUUGUGAGAGAUGCUUCCAAAGAGUCCGAAGACCGACCGGCUGAUAAACCCCAUAUGACGUGGACAAUGGACCGCCAACAAGAGAAGCUUCAAGCUCAACAAAAUUCACUGAGAACGAUGGAAGCUACGAGAGAGUUGUACUUUUUCUGUCUUGCUGAUUUGAUUAUCAUGUCACACGAUGCAUUUACCAAAGUGUAUAGUAUUGAUUUCUUGCAACAAGGAUGGGAGGAACUACAAAGCUGUAUUGAUCACAACGAUAGAAUGAUGGUCGACUGGCGUUCUGGUUUACCAGAUAGCUUAGGCUUCGAAGAGAUAGGCUCUGGCCCAAACCUUUCGACUCAAGACGCCUAUAGAGUUUCCCUCGCAAUGCAUUACCCUCACCAGACCAUGCAUCACUCGAAAACAGGGUACGGAGGACGAUCUCACAGGCCCCAUUUCUCGCGCCAGGAAAUACAGCGAAGCAACCUGUUUGAGCUCAGCUCUGGCCUUAAUCUCUGUCUUGCCAGAACAACCAAGUAG